AUGUCGUCUCAUGCGAAAGAACACCGACGGGUGUACCAGGCUUGUGAGCCGUGCAGGGAGAAAAAGGUGCGCUGCGAGUUGGGAUCGGCCGAUUGUCCCAAUAAACCACCCUGUGCGCGAUGCCGCAGAGAGAGCAAAGAAUGUUUCUUUGCCGCAUCGAGGAUCAGAAAGACUGCCUCUACAAAGCGAAAAGCACAAUCACCUCUUGUGCCAGAGCCCAUCAGAUCUCAACCUGCGACUUCUUUUCCUGAUGCGGCACGUUUGUAUAACAGCAAUCUAGCCCCUGGACUACAAGAAGAAGAGAGCCUGAAGUUUCCGGAAAAUGGAGGAGCUGCAACUGCUUUGCUUGAGGGUCACCCCCGAACCUACCAUGAUGCGUUGACAUUGCUAUCAAAAGCUUGUGAGCACAGUGAGGCUCAAAAGAGGACGACUGAUGGCUUACCCCUGACCAACCGUCCCCAAGGUGUCAGACCGCAUCCUACCAACUCAUCUCUUGGCAUUCAUACCGAUACCAGCGCCAACACCAACGAAGGCACCGAUGAGGCCCUCCGCGCCUGGUCAAACCUACGUUUUGUCCGUGGUGGGCUUUUCACAGCAGAGGAAGCGCUGGAUAUGGUUGAUCAUUUUUACAACUUCCAGUCUGCCUUCUCGCCUGUUGUGCCGGAAUACUAUCGAUGCCACUCCCAGCACGCGAUGCUGAUCGAGGAGGAGCCCGUGUUAACCAUCGCCAUAUUGAUGAUUGGGUCGCGUUACCGAAAGUGGUCAGGACCGGCUGCGGUCGCGCGCUCCUACAUUGUUCAUGAUCGAAUUUGGAGAUAUCUACAGGGACGAAGAAAUCCAGCACAAUGGACUCCCAAACAAAGCCCCGACAUUAAGAAUGAUGAUGCAACGGAAUGCUGGAUGCGCGUCGCAACUAUUAUGAAGAAUGCAAACGAUCUUCUCUUUGUGUCGCCGAGAUAUACAGGGGAAAUCAUUCGCAAUGGAAAGUACCUUCAAAUUGUUCGAGGCCUUGAGCCACUUCUGAAUCAAUCGCUUCUUGAGUUCGAUCAUGCGAAGUUGGCAAAGCAGACGCGAUGUAUCUUGACCAUUGAGUAUGAGUAUGCCCAACUCUGCGUUUUCAGUCUUGCUUUGCAAGCUGCAAUUAAUCGAAAUUGCCGUGACAAUACAACUAGCAGACUGGAGAGCAGUUCAGAAGAGGAGAAGUAUCUCAGAGAAACUGUUAGGGCCGCUCGGACUGUACUAAGAACGGUGCUUGACGAUCUACUUCCCUAUGGGAGCUUAACCUAUAUUCCCGUUCGAUCAUACUCAAGGCUUCUCGGUGCAACUUUGAUUCUUCUCAAAUGCUGCGCGGCCGGAAUCAGCGACAUCGACAUACCCAUGUCCCUUGACCUAGUUCGGCGAGUCGCUGUCGGCCUUCGUGACUCUGCAGUCGAUGAUACACACUUGAGUACGCGCUGGGGCGAUCUUCUUGAAAACCUCGCUAGUCGACUGCAGUCGCGCCUAAUCCAGCCAAGCACGCCGAAAACGAGUAACGUGAGACUCCCAUCGUCAGCAACCCUAUCAAAAGGUCACGCAGACGCCUUCCAGGUCUCUCAUGAAACAAAUCGCCCGACAAUACAUUAUGCCCCUCAAGGUAUACAGCCUAGAGCUGAUCUUGAAGACAACGAUCUCUUGGAUCUCAACCAGUCGAGUUCAGAUGCUAAACAUGACCCGCAAUUUGAUGCCUGGUCGAUGUGGUGGGACGACCAAUUUUCUCAGGUAAACCUCAAUUACAUGCCUUGGUUUCCCACUCUGGGGCUCGUGGGUGGAAAUGAUCCCCCCUUCUCCAACGAUGCUGCUGAUGGUCUUUUUGGAAGCGCUGGACCAACCCAUUGA
This is a messenger RNA of Penicillium arizonense, 1875 nucleotides long. RefSeq lists its product as uncharacterized. Lineage: Eukaryota; Fungi; Ascomycota; Eurotiomycetes; Eurotiales; Aspergillaceae. Gene Ontology annotation, biological process: aromatic amino acid catabolic process; positive regulation of transcription by RNA polymerase II. Bases 1 to 1875 code for a protein of 624 amino acids. Gene Ontology annotation, molecular function: zinc ion binding; DNA-binding transcription factor activity, RNA polymerase II-specific. Gene Ontology annotation, cellular component: nucleus. The transcript is spliced from 5 exons. The record is from RefSeq and is a predicted model, not a curated record.